This is a messenger RNA of Ruditapes philippinarum (Manila clam), 1249 nucleotides long. RefSeq lists its product as uncharacterized. Lineage: Eukaryota; Metazoa; Mollusca; Bivalvia; Venerida; Veneridae. Bases 41 to 1249 code for a protein of 402 amino acids. The record is from RefSeq and is a predicted model, not a curated record. The transcript is spliced from 9 exons.
GGUAUUCAUUCUGCUGUUACUUGGUAAAAAACAUCAACAGAUGCCUCACCAGUUUCUACUGUGUCUUGUUCCAUCACAGGUUCUUGUUUGCAUUGGCAUGAUUAUGUUCAAAUACAGCACGGAAGUCACGUGGAUGCAGUAUGCACAGUUCGUGGUAUCAAUAUUCGGAGACUUUACAAGCAGAUGUUUCACAGUGGUACUAUCAUGUGUGAUAUACUUACUUCAUAGAAAGUCACUAGACUUCGUUGUUCGAGUCAGAAAAUGGUUGAUCAUAUCGGCUGUUGGAUUUCCUGUUAUAUGUAUAGGUUUUCUGAUGGCGUUAAAUUGGGACUGUAUAGACUAUAAGCACGAGAAUGCGUUCCAUUAUGGCGCAACUAAGGCGGAUGCAUUAUCAGUGGUGGUCCUAGCAUUCUGUUCUGUUCUAAAUAUAACAUUUUUGGUGUUACAUCAACGAAUACUUCGUCGUUCAAGUCAUGUGAAACAAGCCAAUGAUGUGUUAGAUGCUAUUUCCUUCACUACUGCGAAUGAAGAUGUAAAAUUUAAAACAAUGGCACACAGCGGAAGUAGAACAAAUUUGAUAUUAACCGACUCUCUCAGGACCCACGAUUCUAGGACAUAUUCUAAUACAAAUAAUUCAAUAAAUUAUGGAAGCAACAACGAUGAUUAUACAGUUUACUGGGACGCUGAUGAUAAAGCUGAUGCUAUAGAUGUAAUGGCUGAUAAAUCUGAGUAUGAUAAGAGCACCUUGCAAAGUUCAAGGAAGAGCAGGUCUCCGGCUUGUCGGGGCGUGAAAAACAUACAAAGUGCUGGGAAUGAUAUUCAAAACGUUUCAGAGAUAUGUGAAGGAGGCUCUUCAAAAAAUGACAAAAUGAAAGGUCGUGUUAACCAGACGCCAUAUGGAAAAUUUCUCGUGUUACUGAUAUUUUCGCAAAUUGCAAUGUUUGUGAGUUUAUUUCUCUGCACAUGGAGAUUGUUCAAUGAUUCAAAAUCCGGUAUUUACAUUGAGACAGAGUUCCUAGGUAUCUUUCUUAACUAUGGACAGAACUUUGUUCUGUUUGCACUUUUCGGAUUCGACGUCCAGGUGAUAAUUCAACGAUUUAUAAAAAGAUGGCGUAAACUGGUAUACAAUGUAGAAAAUGUUCAUAUUGGUCCAGCAGAUUUAACGGAGGAGGAAAAACAUCUUUGUGACCAGUUUGUCAAAUAUCAUCUGGACAGGUGUACGAAAGAUAUUGUUUCAAACAGAAAGUAA